AUGUGGGCUUUUCUCCUGCUUCUUACUGUUUGCUCCAGUAUUGAAGUAUACAUUGUCCCACACUCACAUUGUGAUCCUGGGUGGAUUGAAACAGUGAAAUGGUAUUAUGACCGACAAGCUCGAAGCAUACUGAAUAACAUUGUAGUCAUCUUGCAAAAAGAUCCAAGAAGAAAAAUAGUGUGGUCCGAAACAUCUUUCUUGAAGAUAUGGAUGGAAGAGAUAACAGAUGCCAAGAAGGACCUUUUCAGACAGUUCGUGAAAAAUGGACAAAUCGAGUUUGUGGGAGGCGGGUUUGUCCAAAAUGAUGAAGCCAACCCAGAUUUUGAAAUGGUCAUAAGGCAAUUAGAAACUGGCCAUCAAUAUCUCAACCAGGAAUUUGGCAUUAACAGAGUUAAGGUCGGCUGGCAAAUAGAUCCGUUUGGCCACUCUGCCCUGACACCAAGUCUAUGGUCGAAAUUUGGCUAUGAGUACUUGGUGACUAACAGAAUCAACAUCCUGAUGAGAGAUGAGCUUGUGAGAGAAGGAAACAUUGAAUUCUUAUGGGAAGGCGUCAAUUUUGGGUAUAACGAGUCUAUUUUCACUCACAAUUUAUAUGACCAUUAUGACCCUCCUCCAAUGCUGCACCCUUACAAAAAUCACUGUUUUACUAAGAACAACCUCAGUGACGAGCUUCUCAGCAGAUGGUAAGAUAUAUUUAGUAUGAAGCUUUUGAAUGAACUAGCCAAGACAAGGAGAUCAGCCUACAAGCAUGAUAAACUUAUGCUUCUCUAUGGAGACGAUUUCUAUUAUAUGAACUCUGACGAGGCUGAAAAGCUUUAUCAAAGAAUUGAGGCAUUAAGAGAUUAUGCAGAAAGGUCAAAUGAAUACCCAGGACUGAAGAUAAAAAUCGCUACUGCCAGUGAAUAUUUCGAAGCAGUCAAAUCAACAAGUCCUAAGCUGUCAGUGUACAAAGGAGAUUUAUUGCCUUAUGUGAACUUCAGAGCUGGGAGAGAGCCUGCGCAUUGGACUGGUUAUUACACAACGAGGCCUCACUUAAAACAGACUAUUUAUUAUACACAUAAACUAGUUAGGGCUACAGAAAUAGUUUUGGCACUGAGCAAAGGAGCUUCUUUUUUCGCUGGAGAAUCCAGUUUAGCUUUGCAUCAUGAUGCUAUCACAGGGACUUGCAGACCACAAGUGGUUGAGGACUAUACAGAGCGUUGUAUAGAAGAGCAGAAAAAAGCUAUCAGUGCCAUUAAUGACGCUAUACAAGACCGAUUUUCAAGUGCAGAGACAAGUUUUGAAUUAGCGAUUCCUUAUAGAGUUCUGAUUGUUUAUAACCCACUUAACUGGGCAAAAACAAAUCUCUUUAGCCUGGAAGCUGAUGAGAAUGUUUUUAUCCAAAUAAAAAAUUGGCAAGGAGAAUACGUUUCUUCUCAGUCAGUAAAAAGCAUCCUUGGGAAUAAGAAAACAGUCUAUGCAAAGAUCGAAGUCCCAGCGCUUUCAUUUGUCACGCUAUUUGUCAACGAAUAUACAGAAAGCUGUGAACAUUGUGACAAGAGUUCAGAACAGCAAGAAAAUGGCAAGACUAUAAGUGACAAGCAUUUCAUAAUAAACCUUAAUGACUUUGGAAUGGUCCAAAACAUCAAAAAAUCAGGCAAAAAAUACGACUUAAAGCAGACCUUCUGGACUUACUACGGGUCUCGAGGAGGAGCUUACAUUUUCCACCCCACGAAUAAUGGUAAUGAAAUCAAUGAUCUCAGCCUAGACAAAAUCAUAGUCUCCAAAGGGCCUUUACUAGAAACUGUAGAGGUGGUAUGGAGAAGAGAAAGAAAGACUUGGGAUGCUGACUAUUACUAUCAAAAAAUAAUUUUAUAUGGAGAACCCCGAUUUAUUUGGAAAUUUGGGCUUUUCGCUACCAGUAAUGAAGAAAUUCUUGUAAGGUUUUCAAGUGACAAUAUAACUGGCGAUAAGUGGCUAUUGACCUCAAACUCAGGAGACCUGAGAGAAAGGAAGUAUUUCCAAGAAACUGCAAGCAAAAAAGGAUCGAAUAUGUACCCAGUCCCAGGUGGCUUUGCUGUCGAUAUGGGCAAAGAGUAUUUAAAAAUUUUCCCCAAGUUUUCUAAUGGAGUAGCUAUGGUCGACAAUUCCUCUUUUGAGCUCCUUCUUCACAGACAUCUAGGCCAAGACGAUAACUUUGGGCUUGCUUAUGGGGUUGAUGACUAUAUGUUCCUUCAUUACCACUUUGAAGUCGAACUAGGCGAACUCACACACAGAAGCUAUUGGAAAUCCUACCUAGAAGCCAAAGCUGAUAUCUAUGCUUUUCCCCUCAUAAACUUCGAUGAGUUCUCGAUAUCAGGAGAAGCUUGGUCUAGCGGUGUCCAAAUUAACCAAACUUGGGACAAAGAAACCAUCUACUCUUUAGGCUUCAACCAUUCAGAUAUUUAUCUAUCAAGCGCUGUAAUUAAAAACAGUCAGCUGGUUAUGAGAGUGAUGAACCUUAAGGACGCAGCCCAAAGCUUGUAUGUCAAAGGUUUCCAGUUUAUGAAGAAAAAGCUGUUUGAUGGCUUUUUAGAUGCAUCGUCUGUUCAGGUCUCGUGGAAAAGAGGCAAAGAGUUUGAGUACAGCCAGAAGCCAGACACAAGCAUGCCGAAAUCCUUACCUAGAAGCGAUGAAGACUCAAAGAAAGGCAAGGCUAUGCUUCAUCCUUUUGAGUUUUCAACUUUUAACGUGAAAAUUGUGCCAGCUGGAGAAGAGCAAGAAGAGGGUAAUGAAGAAGAAGUCAUUGAAGAAACAGAGGGCGAGCUUGAGAAGACAGAAGGAGAUACUCCAUUAGUGACAGAGAGGCCAGGAGUUUCGCAAGCAAGCUUUGAUGAUAUUCAAAGACUAGAAUACGCUAUCGUGUUUUCGCUGACUGGAAUUGCUUUGAUCAGCAUUAUUUUGCAUUUUAAAUCUAAAGGGAAAAGGAAAGGAAUCGAUUAA
Blepharisma stoltei is the source of this 2961-nucleotide messenger RNA. NCBI's taxonomy places the organism in Eukaryota, Ciliophora, Heterotrichea, Heterotrichida, Blepharismidae. The record is from the annotation of a GenBank genome assembly.